AGAAUACCAUGAUGUUUACUUUGUUCAAAUCACGGCCGAGUCCACACAGAAGUUUUUGUUUUUUAGGUCCAAUGUUUUAUUUGACAAACGUGUGUCACUUAAAAUGCGUGUUGGUCCUUGUUUGUAUUUUAUUCAGCCAGUCGCUACAAGACGACGAGAACUUUGUGGAGGACUUUCUGAAACGAGAAUAUUCACUAGUGAAGCCUUACCGUGGUUUGGGUUUCUCAAGUUCCUCACAGUGGGAUCUGAUGGGUACUGCCAUGGUUACACCUGAACAUGUGCGACUGACCCCAGACCUGCAGAGCAGACAGGGAGCAGUAUGGAGUCGAUUUCCUUGUUACUUGCAGGACUGGGAGCUUCAGGUGCACUUUAAAAUCCAUGGCCAAGCAAGGAAGAAUUUAAAUGGAGAUGGACUGGGCAUCUGGAUAACCAAAGAACGCAUGCAGAAUGGUCCUGUGUUUGGCAACAUGAACUAUUUCACUGGACUUGGGAUCUUUGUGGACACCUAUCCUAAUGCUGACAGGAACUAUGAUAGGAGUUUUCCAUACAUAUCAUUGAUGCUGGGGAAUGGGACGCUGUCAUAUGACCAUGAUCGUGACGGUCGACCCACUGAGCUUGGCGGUUGUACUGCGAUGGUGCGGAACUCUGUCUAUGAUACUUUUCUCCUGGUCAGAUACUCCAAAAACAGGCUAACGAUAAUGACGGAUGUAGAGGGUAAACGGAAAUGGAAAGAGUGCACGGAGGUCUCAGGGGUGCGGCUGCCCGUGGGCUACUUCUUUGGAGCCUCCUCUGCCACUGGAGACCUGUCAGAUAAUCAUGAUCUCAUCUCCAUGAAGUUGUACCAGCUGACAGUGGAGAGAACUGUGGAAGAGGAGCAAGAGGAGGUGGUAGAAAUCCCCAGAGUUGACGAUAUGUCGCAGUUCCAAGUAGAAGUUGAGGAAGAAGGGAUGAGUGGUGUCCAGUUCUUCUUCACGCUGCUGUUCUCGGUCCUUGGCCUUGGCGUCCUGGGUGUGGUAGGGCUGAUGGUUUACACACGCUGGAAUGAAAACAAACGCAAACGUUUCUAUUGAGAAACAAGGCACUGAUGCAGA
This is a messenger RNA of Thalassophryne amazonica, 1091 nucleotides long. RefSeq names its product lectin, mannose-binding 2-like b (gene lman2lb). Gene Ontology annotation, molecular function: D-mannose binding. The record is from RefSeq and is a predicted model, not a curated record. Gene Ontology annotation, biological process: endoplasmic reticulum organization; endoplasmic reticulum to Golgi vesicle-mediated transport; Golgi organization. NCBI's taxonomy places the organism in Eukaryota, Metazoa, Chordata, Actinopteri, Batrachoidiformes, Batrachoididae. The transcript is spliced from 8 exons. Gene Ontology annotation, cellular component: endoplasmic reticulum-Golgi intermediate compartment; endoplasmic reticulum membrane; Golgi membrane. Bases 9 to 1070 code for a protein of 353 amino acids.